Messenger RNA from Aspergillus caelatus, 839 nucleotides. Its product is annotated as dienelactone hydrolase family protein. The coding region runs from base 29 to 763 and encodes 244 amino acids. Gene Ontology annotation, molecular function: hydrolase activity. The transcript has 4 exons. The record is from RefSeq and is a predicted model, not a curated record. Lineage: Eukaryota; Fungi; Ascomycota; Eurotiomycetes; Eurotiales; Aspergillaceae.
AUACAUUUCGCCUGCAUAAAAUUCCAAAAUGGCUUCUAACCCCCCUGGACCUUGCUGCGCCACUGGCUUCAAGCAUGAAGGCAACCCAGUUGGUGAGAUCAAGAACGUCAACGGCGUCGACACCUACAUUGUCUACCCGCAGAACAAGAGCACCGAGAAGGUUGUCAUCUUCCUGAGCGAUAUCUUCGGUAUCUAUGUCAACGCCCAGCUCCUCGCUGACGAGUUCGCCGCCAAUGGAUACACUUGUGUUAUCCCCGACCUUUUCCAGGGAGACGCCAUCAAGGUCAGUGACAUGGAAUCUGGAAAGGCUGACCUCCCUGCCUGGCUCCCCAACCACCAACCUAGCCAUGUCGACCCCGUCGUCGAGUCAACCGUCAAGUACGUCCGCGAGGAAUUGGGCGCUAAGCGUGUUGCCGGUGUUGGAUACUGCUUCGGUGCCAAGUAUGUCUGCCGCCACAUGAAGGAGGGCAAGAUCGACGUUGGUUUCAACGCCCACCCUUCCUUCGUCACCCACGAGGAACUCGGUGCUAUCACCGGUCCUCUGUCCAUCGCCGCUUCCGAAAUCGAUCAGAUCUUCACUACCCAACUCCGCCACGAGUCUGAGGAGACUCUGAAAAAGACUGGCCAGCACUGGCAAAUCAACCUGUUCAGCGGUGUUUCCCACGGUUUCGCUGUCCGCGCGGACCUGAGCAACAAGCACUUCAAGUUCGCUAAGGAGCAAGCUUUCUGUCAGGCUGUCAACUGGUUUAGACAGUACCUGUGAACUAAAAGCAUAGAUUGUUAAUAACUAGCUUUUUGUAUAUAUCGACUUCAUGCUAACGAAUUGAUUUGAAGAAUGG